AUGUCCAUUAUUAUUGGUGCCUCGCGAGUAAAUGAUAAGAAACGACAGAUAAUAUCUUAUUUACGGCUAACCAGGAUUUCAAAUUUAUCGAUUCCCUUAAAAACUCAGAUUAAAAUGUUUAUGAAUCAAGUAUCGGUUUUUGAAUCAGAAGAAAUGACAGCUUAUGGAAUUUAUAAUAUUAACUUGAAUCUAGUUAUAUCAAUCAUUGUAUUACUUAUUUCUGGAUUGACAACAAUGAUACAAAUGAAAGAACACCCAUUUAUAUUGCAAACGAUUAAUUCUACAGUGAAUUUCUAUCAAAAGUUGAAUAUAUCAAGCUAG
Messenger RNA from Myzus persicae (green peach aphid), 321 nucleotides. RefSeq lists its product as uncharacterized. Bases 1 to 321 code for a protein of 106 amino acids. NCBI's taxonomy places the organism in Eukaryota, Metazoa, Arthropoda, Insecta, Hemiptera, Aphididae. The record is from RefSeq and is a predicted model, not a curated record. The transcript is spliced from 4 exons.